AAGUGCCUGUCAGCUAUUUCAAUGUAGCCACAGGAUGCUUAACUAACACAGAAAGCCAGUAUCAGUAAGGGGGGCUGUGAGGAGAGAAGACGAGUCUCAGCCUAGAAACAGAGAUGGUAGCUCCUUAUCAUCUGCAAUCCAACCAAUUUUAUCUUAUUCUAUUUCCUGUUCAUCCCUUUGCUGGCGAAACAGAAAGAAAAAAAAAUGUACCCUAGGGGUUCCUAGCCUGAACACCUUACCCACACCACCAAACAUUUAGGAACGUGGAGGAGAGGGGCUUCUGGCCACUCAUGGAGUGGCUGUUCACUGUGUGCUUUCUGAGACACCUUACUUCCUCCAUCCAACCCCUGGGUCCCCAUAGCAACCCAUGUCCACACCCUACUCCACCAGGGUUCAUUUCACGGUGAGUGGAAGAAGUAUGUUGUCUCCCUUGCCUCUCCCACAGCGAACUCUUUCCUUCUCUCUUCUUCCCACACACUCAAGGCCUCGGCUUUGGGGGACCCCUUCGAGCAGGAAGUAACUCAUCUGGCAGAUAGGCAGCUCCUAGUCUCUCCUGAACCGGAACUCCCUCUAGACAACAAAAACAGGCUGUCAUCUACUUGAAUGAAGAAGGCACUUGUAUACUAAUAUUGUAAAGAGGAACAUGAAGGGAGGUGAGUCUGGGGGUGAACAACCCACCUCCAGGGUAGUCUGGGAUCUUCUCUCUUCGUAGCUAUAGGUCUUUAUAAGUAUAAUACAUUCCCUAGGCACAGUCCUGGCCCCAUCCCUACCUAUCCAGCAAUAGACGUAAGACCCAACUCUGUUUCUCUCCCAAAUGGGACUGGGUUGGAGCCCUCUUCCCUAGGUCGUUUCCCUAGCCUCCACUCCCACCCAAAGGGAAGGAGCUGGGGUCCUUCUUGAUUAUGUUACCUCCUGGAGAUUCUCCCACCUUUUGCUCUGACUCGACGCUAUGCAUGGCUCAGGCAAAGGCUUGCUGAACGCUUCCAACAGUACUGUGAUCAAAGGAGAGUGGAGCGAUUCCUUGCUGAGUCCGGUUUUCACGUACACCUGGAUAAAAAGUGUUGCCCUGACCGCUGCCGGCCCUGCUGGUGUUUGGCGAGGAAAGUUGCCUUUCACACACAAGAGCUGGCGUCAGCUCAAUUAGCAGGCCAGCCUGGUUGCUGCUCUUGGACUCUUGUCUAAACAGGACCUGGCCUUCAGGCAACCACAGGGGCGGGGGCGUCUACGGAUGGCAGCCCAAUCCUACCAGACCAGCCAUGGGGGAGGACUCUGCUCCUUCUUAAGAUCCAGCCUGUCAAGCCAGGGCUAGAAAGCCAGUCAGCCAGCCGCCCCUUGCAGUCUCCACCUGUCUUUACAGAGCUGGGGAGAGGAGCCCAGCCCACAGUUAGUGCUUGGAAGCAUAGACCAGACUGACCACAUCUGCCACAUCACCCGAGAUCUGCUAGCAUGGCCAACCAGCUGACUGAGGAGCAAAUCGCCGAGUUCAAGGAGGCUUUCUCUCUGUUUGACAAGGAUGGGGAUGGCUGCAUCACCACCCAAGAACUGGGCACUGUCAUGAGGUCCCUGGGUCAGAACCCCACAGAGGCUGAGCUCCAAGACAUGGUGAACGAAAUCGACAAGGAUGGAAACGGCACCGUGGACUUCCCCGAGUUCCUGACCAUGAUGUCCAGGAAGAUGAAAGACACCGACAGCGAGGAGGAGAUCCGGGAGGCCUUCCGGGUGUUUGACAAGGACGGCAACGGCUUCGUCAGCGCAGCUGAGCUGAGGCACGUGAUGACCAGGCUUGGGGAGAAGCUGAGCGACGAGGAGGUAGAUGAAAUGAUACAGGCGGCGGAUACAGACGGCGACGGGCAAGUGAACUAUGAGGAAUUUGUUCACAUGCUAGUGUCCAAGUGAGGCUGCGCCAGAAACUGGUACAGCCAGGUGCCCACGAGGCUCCUGGGCUCCAAGCUUAGCUGGGUAAUAGCUACCCUCACUGUGGCGGGAAUCUUACCCAGGCCUUAGAUGUCUUUCCCUGUUUCCCAGCUUCCCCUGGGCUCUAUGGACUGCACCCACAAGUCUGCCUUUCACUUUCUGCAUCUUAUUCUGCCAACUUCCUACCAGCUCGUUCCCCUUGACUGAGAAGGCCUCCGGCUGAGACAGGCAUCAACUCCUCCUAGCCGGCAAGAGCUGAAGCAGAAAGUCCCAUCUCUGUAUGGAUAAUGAGCCGAAGGACCCACACUCCUAUUUGUUUGCUUGCUUGUUUGUUUUUUCCUUUUCUUCUUUUUCCCCGUUUCCAACAGAAAUGAUCUGUCACCACCACCCAACGCAUCAAGGUGGCCUGUGGCCAUCAGUUCACACGUCAUAGUUCUUGUACAUCUUUGGCUGAAGACUGCAUCUGUUGAAUUUGGAAAGGAUCUGAGGAUUGGGACGAAGGGCAAUGGUGGAGGUUUUAAUGACUGAGGUUAGACUGUGUGGAAAAUAUCCCUUCCCUUCUGUGCAGACUUGCUUGCUCCUUCCUGUCUCAAUCAAAUCCUGGUUUGUUUGUUUUUUGGUUUUUUUUUUUUUUUUGUAUGUUUGUUUUUGGGUUGGUUUUUGUUUGCUUGCUCUUGUUUUUGUUUUUCUUUGUUUGGCUUUUGAGCUGAGAGUAAAGCUGGGGGGGUCAUUGUAGCAUGUUUGUAUCCAUCUAGAAGGAAAGAAAUUUAAAUACAAGAGAGAGGGAAGCUUCAGGGGAAUAAAUGAGUAAAUGACACCCAUGCUCCUACUCCUUCUGCUUCUAACUAAAACACUGUUUCUUGUCUAGGAGAUAAACCAGUCAGCAACUUCCGUUUUGUUUUGUUUUGUUUUAAUGUGUGUGUGUGUGUGUGUGUUUUUUUUUUGUAAAUGCAAUAAAUUCCUAGAUUGGUGUGUAUAGAAAA
Messenger RNA from Rattus norvegicus (Norway rat), 2897 nucleotides. The record is from RefSeq and is a predicted model, not a curated record. NCBI's taxonomy places the organism in Eukaryota, Metazoa, Chordata, Mammalia, Rodentia, Muridae.